This is a messenger RNA of Haemonchus placei, 198 nucleotides long. Lineage: Eukaryota; Metazoa; Nematoda; Chromadorea; Rhabditida; Trichostrongylidae. The record is from the annotation of a GenBank genome assembly.
CGCAGGGCCUUACAACUGAAUUCGCGACUCCUAAACAUGAAAUCGUUCGCGGGGUAUUCGCUCCAGAAAGGAAAGUUUCUACAGGAAAUAAUUGACGAAGUGGCAAUUCGUGCUCAAUCACCGCAUGGUCUAGGGAUCAAAUCUCGCAUCGAUACUCGCCCAGGCGAAGCAAGUAUUUCAUCGCUUCGGGUCGGUUGA